Messenger RNA from Amaranthus tricolor (Joseph's coat), 1766 nucleotides. RefSeq lists its product as uncharacterized. The transcript has 8 exons. Gene Ontology annotation, biological process: DNA damage response. Gene Ontology annotation, molecular function: single-stranded DNA binding. The record is from RefSeq and is a predicted model, not a curated record. NCBI's taxonomy places the organism in Eukaryota, Viridiplantae, Streptophyta, Magnoliopsida, Caryophyllales, Amaranthaceae. Bases 316 to 1413 code for a protein of 365 amino acids.
AUUUGUUUAAGGUUAACUUUAAGUUGAAAUUAAUACCCUUAAGAACAAAAUUGAUAUGUGCCCCAAAACAAAGAAAAAAACAAGGUAAAACAUAUAAGAUUGUUACACACCCGAAUAACCAAAUUGACGGUUUCAUAAUGAGACCGUAUAGGCCAAGUUUUUACGUUCAGUCGGGGCCGAGAUACGGGUACGGUUAUUCCCCAAGAAGCCCAAUUCGUUCCCGCGCUUGCAAUUCUGCAGUGACUGAAAAAGUGAGUUACAGAAAACACAACCGCCAUAUCCAAAAAACUCAAAAGCACACAGACAGGAGGGAAUAUGUGUGGAAGAUGCCGUUGUAGUAUACGCCCAGACGAUGUACCCAGAGCUUGCCAUCUUCCCCAUACUUCCGUUCGUCAAAUUGAUGUCGACCGGUACCGGCCUGCAUAUAAUGUCUCACCGGGGUCGUACCUUCCUGUACUUCGACGUGAAAAUGGAGGAGAUGAGGGUUACACCGCAGCUGUACAUUGUAUGAAAUGGGGGUUGAUUCCUAGCUUUACUAAGAAAGAUGAGAAACCUGAUCAUUACAAGAUGUUUAAUGCAAGGUCUGAAUCAAUUGGGGAAAGGGCUUCAUUUCGUAGGCUUAUUCCAAAAAACCGGUGUCUUGUUGCAGUUGAAGGGUUUUAUGAAUGGAAGAAAGGUCCUAAGAAGCAGCCAUACUACUUACAUUUUAAAGAUGGCCGUCCGUUAGUGUUUGCUGCACUCUAUGAUUCCUGGACAAAUUCUGCAGGAGAAAUUCUCUAUACAUUUACCAUUAUAACAACUGAUUCUUCAUCAGCUUUAAAAUGGCUACAUGAUAGGAUGCCUGUAAUCCUUGGAGAUGAAGCAUCAACUGAUAUAUGGCUCAAUGGUUCUCCAGAUACCAAGUUUAGUUCAGUACUGAAACCUUAUGAAAAAGAAGACUUGACAUGGUACCCAGUGACCCAAGCAAUGAACAAGGCAUCGUUUGAUGAUCCUGAAUGCAUCAAAGAGAUACCAUUGAAAUCUGAGGAGCAGUCUAAUCCUAUCACAAAAUUCUUCAAAAAAGGAACAGAUGUGGAUAAAGAAUCAUAUAGGAAAGCUAAGAGCUCACUUCAAGAGUCAACCAAAAAUGAUCUGCAGGAUGAUGUUAAGGAGGAACCUGAGGCUCAAGUAAGUGUGAAAGUCUCUCCAUCCAGUGAAAAGACCAUUACUGAGACGAAGUCUGAUGUUUCCAUUCUAUCUCCGGGACCUGACUCCAAGGUUGAGGCAAAACGGGAUUAUGAAAAAUUCAUGCUUCAUUCAAUGCCAAGCCCUGAUAAACUAGGUAAGCUACCUCAAACUCUUCCGAAGAAGAGUAAGGUUAAGAGUGGAACAGAAAAACAAACGACACUGCGCUCAUACUUUGCAAAAAGCUAGGAGUAGUGUCUGCUUCUGUAAUGUUUCGUGUAUUAUGUAACUUGUGGUAUAUGUAUAUAUCACUCUGCUAACUACCAAGCAAGUCUUGACCCUAUGCUAAGAGUUCAAGAAUGAUGGGCUUGUUCUACGUCUUCUCACCAAUCUUGAAGUUUUACGACUCAUCCUGUCACUUGUGCCUUGAUUUUGGAGACCUUCUUUGGUAGUGGCUAAUUUACUGGAUGAGAGGUAGGGCUGUUUGUAUGUCUGAUAUUUGGCAAACUUUUGAUCUUUCAUAAAUCAAAGGACUUUGUAGUACUUUGAUUUAACUAACUUUGAAAAAUGGAUGUUAAAAUCUUGAAGUUUCUUGGCUGUUA